AUGUCCCGCUCGCUGGCGACGACCGCGGCCGCGACGGACCAGUCUUCUGCUGCUGCUUCUGCUGCAGCUGGCGCUGGCGCUUCUACCCAGCAGGACCAAGGGGACGACCUUCUCGGCCUCUUCGACCACGUGCAGACAAGUAGUAAGCCCGUCGGUGCCGGCGGCGGCGGCGCUACGAAGUCGUCGCAACAACAGCAGCAGCAGCAGCGGACGCCCACGCGCCGGCCGCCGCCGCCGCCGCCCCCGUACGACACGGCCAUCCAGAACUCUUCCCCGAAGAGGGCCACGACCGUGCCGCCGCCGGCAAAACAGCCCCCGCCCUACCGCGAGGCGCUGGCCGCUCGGCACGAGGGUCCCCUGCUGGCGAUCGACGGCGACGAUGGGGUGGUGGAAGAGAAGGCGGCGGGGGGCGGUGAGCUGGUGGAUCUCGGGCAGGACUUCAGCCGACAGAUUAGCGCCAGCAGCGGGGAGAGCGGUGGUGGCGCCGGGAACAACUCCGGAGGAGGCGCGGCGGCUGGGACAAGAGAGUGCAACAACAACGGGGUCGUGAGUUCGUCGGCCGAUGCUGGUGGGGCGGAAGGGGGCGGGCCGGCGGCGGGCCAACAGGACUCGGCCGGGCACGUCUCGGUCCUGGACCUCUGGCACAGGGGAAGGACGGUCAGGUACCCCGUGGCGGCGGACCGGGCCGCCAUGAGCCCGAACCAGUCCGAGUCCGUGAUCGCCGUGCUGGGCGGGGGAAGCCUGCACGUGUUCAGCAUCCCGCGCAGGUGCAGGCUGCAGGAGCAGGCGGUCGCGACGGACCUGUGCAUGUGGAGAUGGUUGUCCCCAUGGGGUCUGGCCCUGGUGACAGACGGCGCGGUGUUUUACUGGAGCGUCUUGGACGGCUCCAUGGGAGGCAACAGCCCGGAGCGCGGCGGUUCCACCGGCGGCGGCGGCGGGCUCGACCGAGAUCUGUCGGGCGGGGGAGACGCAGCCGCUAACGAGAGGGAGUCAACGGCGCGUUCCCGGAGACCCAGGCAGGCGUUCGCGCGACGGCGGACGCUGACGCGGCCGGACACGCUGCACCGGGUGUACGACUACCAGCCCUCGGCGGACGGGCGGUGGGGGCUGUUGUUGGGCCCCUUCGUCGACAGCAACUGGGGGGGCGGGGGGGGGGGAGGGAGCGGCGCCCUGGGGAACGGCUACGGGAGCCACAGCAGCGGGAUAGAGGGUGGCGGGGGGCCCGUGAAGGUGGACCUGCACAGCUUCGAGAGGGGCACGACGUUCGAGUUCGAGGUCCUCGGGGCGUCGCUCAUAACCAUGCCCGGGUCGAGCCCGCCGCUGAACCUCCUCGGCCUGGUGGUGAGGGGGGAAGGGGGCGCGACGGAGCUCCGCGUGCUGGACCUGGACCGCUCGCUGGCUCAGGCGGAGGGCGCGGAGGACCUCGAGAGGCUGGCCGAGCUGGGCGAGGGCUGGCUCAUCGCCACGACCCACGUCAUCGCCGACGGCGACCUGAGGGGCUCGUGCUCGUACCGCGUGGUGGGGGUCGACGGCCGGGAACGAGGGGGGUUGGGGGAGGAUGCGGCGACGGGGGAGGCGCCGCCGCUCGUGUCCCCCCCCGUAUUCCUGCGGCAGUGGACCGAGAACACCAACGUCGUCUUCGUGGUCGGGUGCCACGGGCUUCUGCUCGUGCUGGACGUGGUGACCGGGGCCGAGCUGGCGCGCGCGCAGGCGUGCCGGGCCCCGCUGAUCGAGGCGGAGGUGGACCCGGACGUGGGGGACCUGGUGGUGGUGUCGACGGCGGACGGCGGAGGGGUGCACAGGCUGGGGGUGCGCGCGGCCGCCCUGCGAGAGAGCGUGGAGUACUACCACAAGGACCCCGAGAUGGCGACCAGGGUGUCGGCCCUGACGGGGUACGCCGGCGUGAGGCCGUUGCCCCCACCCCGACGCCAGGCCUAAAAUUAAAUACUGAGUGAUGUUUUUUUUUUUUUUAAUGGUUUGAUUUUGUCGCCGUUCGCGCCUCCAAAGGAUCAUGGUCGUGUUCUGCGCAACGCCGAAGUUGUACGUACAUACGUGAUGGAGGGCUGUACGUUUUUCCUGGAAACACCGCGAGAAACCAACGCCAAGAGUGACGCUUUUUUUUUGCUAGGCUAGGCUUGGCUGUUGUUCCAAGGGUGCGCCCCCCCCCCCCCCCGCGCGCUUCCGCUACUAGUGUUUGUCUGGUGUUACGGGCCGUCGCUGUAUGUAUGUUUCACGCACACUCAGGGGUGAGCCUCCAACACGGCCGCCUCUUCCACCCUCCGAAGCUUUUUUUAGUGCCUCCCAACUCUUUUCGUACUUUUUUUUGCGCUUUUCUUCGCUAAGCAAAGGCGGAAGGAAGACGCGGCGAAAAAAAUCGUGAACAGCGAGAGCGUGACGUGUGACGAGGGAGCCUAAUGUUUGUUGGGCGUGUACCUCUGAUUUUGGUGUCGCUGGGGUCUUAAUGUUGGUGCAUGGUUUAUUCGACUCUGGGCGGUCCUAUUAGCGCCCUCGCCAGUGUCUUCUCGUUGUUGGAGGAAGCAGCUGAGCACUUGUUUUCUGAUCGGGGCGGGGGGAGGGCCGCAAGCAUGAUGGAUUAAUUUGACAUUUUUGACGACGGCUUUCGUGUCCACGCUCUAGUAGGCGACGUUUGGUCGGGCGCUUGGUUUUGCUUGGACUGGGCCUGCUGUUUUGUCGAGAGCCCCGAUGCGAUGCGCCAGAGCCAGGGAGGGCCGGAGAGCUGCGGAGAUUGCGAGAGAGAUUGUUCUCGCCAUCGUCGUGUUUGGAGUUCUCCCCGCUUGUUUUUGUCUCCCUAACCGGCCGGUUUGUGGUUCGCGUGUGUUUCAUCGUGUCGUUUCGGGGAUCCCAUGGUUAGUUUCCCCGCUCGGUUCCCAUUUACGCACCUUUGGGGUGCCCGUUCGGGUGCUGUUGGCGGAGCAAUCAAGGGCGAGAGCACUACUUUUCUCUUUAGAACACCCGUAGAUCAUAUGUAUACUCGGUGUGAAAUCGUCGCUGGUUUUUU
Molecule: messenger RNA, 3019 nt
Organism: Ectocarpus siliculosus
Lineage: Eukaryota; Phaeophyceae; Ectocarpales; Ectocarpaceae
Source: the annotation of a GenBank genome assembly